AUGUCUUCGACAGACACGCCCGACCCGUCGACUAUGUCGACAACCUCGACCGCUGCGAACACGGCUUCGUCAUCUUCGGCCGCUUCGACCCCUUCUCCCUCCACUUCCAGUGUCACCACGGCCCCUUCAACAUCGGCACCGCGCCGUCCGCCUCGGAAAAGCACUCUGACGCAACAGCAGAAAAACAAUAAGCGGCAACGGGCAACCCAGGAUCAGCUAGUCACGCUGGAACUUGAGUUCAACAAGAACCCUACACCCACGGCAGCCACGCGCGAGCGGAUCGCUCAGGAUAUCAACAUGACCGAGCGUUCUGUUCAGAUCUGGUUCCAGAACAGACGAGCCAAGAUCAAAAUGCUCGCGAAAAAGAGUAUAGAAACCGGCGAAGGCUGUGAUUCAAUUCCCGAGUCGAUGAGACAGUAUCUGGCGAUGCAAUUCGAUCCUAGCAAAGCAGGUGCGAGAGACCCAUUCGGGCGCACAGGUGCUUAUGGAGCCAACGGUGCUUACCCGAACGAGGCUGCGCCCUCAGGGAAAGUUGGUGAGUUCAACUCAAGUCAUCUCGCUAUCGCGGAGAUUGCUGAUGUAGCCCAAGUCAUUCAUCAUUUCACCUGCCGUUCCUUGACCAUCGGUAGCUGGCGGCGCAUCGGGCAAAACGCUAUGGACCUGGUUGUCUUCUACUCCCCCGAAAAGGCCUGCAUGACUUAUUACAUCAACAACGAUUCUGCCGGAUACAAAAUCGAGUACCCCUUUUCCUACAUCAAGAACAUCACGCUCGAGUCGGGUGAUCACAACGCCCAGCCCAACGGCGCUCCCGCGAGGCCCGCUGGCCUCCUUGUGGAACUCAAUCGUCCUCCGUUGUUCUACAUGGAUUCUUCUAACUCUGGUGGAUUCUACCAAUGCGGUGACUUUACGGAGGAUCAGCAAGCGAGCCAGAUCCUGGUGCACCAUCUGGGAGGUCAUCCCAAGGUUCUUAGUGUCCAAUUGGCCAAGUUGGUGUCGCUGGAGUCUUUCCAGAACCGUCUGGCGUACAGCAACCUUGCGAUGGCUCCGCCAAUGUCGCCUCAUUUCAUUCAGCGUCCCGCCUCCCAGCCAAACCAAUUCGCGCCUGCAUUCAUGAACAUGUAUCAGGAUCAGUCGACCCUGAACAUUCCGGUCGCUCGCGGACACAAGCGGCAAAGGAGUCGUUCCGUCCCGGUUGCUGUUGAUUUUUCUGCCAUGCAGAUGUCUCACUUCCCGUCUUACACCAUGUCCCAGACUCCGGCCCCAUACCACAACGCGGACUCGGGGAUUUUUGCGCCUGUCCCGCAGUCGGCUCAACCGUUAGCUCUGAAUCUGCGCAUCGACACCUCUGCCUCGUAUGGUUUUGAUCCUCGGGGUCAUCCUAUGUCUGCUGCGACGACCGCCUCUCCGUCCGACUUUGCGAGCCCGUCCAUCUUCGCUACCAGUGCGACUGGCGAGUCCACCCCAGUCGCUACGCACAUGGGCCCUUCGUUCAGCCUGCCUUUUAUGCCACCUGCGGUGGAUUCCUCCAACAUGGGGCAUGAGGCUUCUCCAUACUCGAAUGUCAGCCAUGCCGAUCCUAUGAUCGCGGAACAUUCGCCUCCCUUGUCCAACAUGGCGCAUACCCCGCAGGACAUGUACGCCCUGGGGACCGACCAGCAGGCCAAUUUUGCCGAUGAUGGGAUGGUUAUGAAUGGAAUUUUCGCUAAGCAGAGCAUGGAUUACUCUGUCCCCACCACCAUGGGGCUUGAAGGUAACACAUUCGACCUGUCCAUGCAGACCUUGUCUGGCCAGGCUUCGCCGCUCCUUGCAACCGAUUAUCAAAGCAUGGAGGGUGUUGAUCUCAAUGCAUUAGCUCCGGGAUCAUGA
Messenger RNA from Aspergillus thermomutatus, 1866 nucleotides. RefSeq names its product homeobox domain-containing protein. Lineage: Eukaryota; Fungi; Ascomycota; Eurotiomycetes; Eurotiales; Aspergillaceae. The transcript has 2 exons. The coding region runs from base 1 to 1866 and encodes 621 amino acids. The record is from RefSeq and is a predicted model, not a curated record. Gene Ontology annotation, biological process: cell differentiation; regulation of transcription by RNA polymerase II. Gene Ontology annotation, molecular function: RNA polymerase II cis-regulatory region sequence-specific DNA binding; DNA-binding transcription factor activity, RNA polymerase II-specific.